Melitaea cinxia (Glanville fritillary) is the source of this 1563-nucleotide messenger RNA. RefSeq names its product facilitated trehalose transporter Tret1-like. Gene Ontology annotation, molecular function: transmembrane transporter activity. Lineage: Eukaryota; Metazoa; Arthropoda; Insecta; Lepidoptera; Nymphalidae. The record is from RefSeq and is a predicted model, not a curated record. The transcript is spliced from 9 exons. Gene Ontology annotation, biological process: transmembrane transport. Bases 1 to 1563 code for a protein of 520 amino acids. Gene Ontology annotation, cellular component: membrane.
AUGUCCCAAGAGUUGCAAGUCAAUUAUCCAGAUCCUGGCUUUUGGACAGAAACCUCACUGAUUCAAUUGGUUUAUGGUAUUUGGGUAAAUUUAUCAAUGAUGACAAUUGGUUUGGCUUAUGGUUUUUCAGCCGUAACACUUCCACAGUUGCAGUUACCUGAUUCUACUGUAAAAGUUUCACUUGCUGAUGAAUCGUGGAUUGCCAGUGUAUUAUCAUUAGCAUCUCUUGUUGGUUGCUUGAUAUGCGGAUAUUUAAUAGAUAAAUUUGGACGUCGAACUAUGCUCAUUUAUAGUCAACUACCAGUUUGUUUAGGAUGGCUUCUAACUGGUGUUGCUAGUUCAGCUAAAUAUAUAAUACUGGGUAGAGUUAUUACUGGCGUCGGUAUUGGUAUGGUGAUGUGUGUGCCAAGAGUUUACAUGACGGAGGUUUCGUUACCAAAUAUGAGAGGCGUGAUUGGUUCCUUUCCUAAUAUUGCUAUAUCUAUUGGUAUCACUAUUCAGGCAACUUUAGGGUCAGUUUUAAAAUGGUCAACAUUGUGCUACGUGAGCAGUGUAUUUACAUUGUCGCUAUGUCUAGUUUAUUUCCGUCUACCUGAAACACCAUAUUAUUUACUUCAAAAAGCAACAAUAGAGGAUGCGAAGGCUUCUCUAAAGAAAUUUCGGUGUAAAAAAUAUAAUAUUGAAGCUGAAAUGGAAGAACUUGAAGAUUUUAAGAAUGACAAUGAUAUUCACAAGUUAUGUUUUAAGGAGCAGUUAAUGGCGUUGCUGAAAAGAUCCUCUUACAAACCUUUUUGUCUUAUGACAAUUUAUGUUAUAAUAUCUCAGUUGUCGGGUUCAUCGGUUAUUUUCAUGUGGACAGUUGAUAUAUUGGAGAGAUCAAAGUCAUCAGUUAACGCUGAAGUAGGAAAUGUUGCUCUAGGCAUUACAAGGAUUAUUAUCUCAAUAAUAACUGCUGUUCUUAUUUUCCACGUCGGUCGAAGACCUUUGGCGAUAAUUUCUGGUCUAGGUGUCGGCAUAGUGUGUAUCUCUCUCAGUCUCCUGAUCAAAUACGAGGAGCAAUCAACGAUUUUACCACAGAUUGGCUAUAUGAUUUACAUCAUGUUCGUAACGAUGGGCUACUACACUCUACCUCCACUCAUUAUGUAUGAACUAUAUCCCUUACAAGUUAGAGGUUUACUUGGAGGGAUAUCAAUAUCAAAUUUAAAUUUAUUUAUAUUCUGUUCUAAUAUAUGUUAUCCAUAUGUGAGAGACGGUCUUGGUUUUUCAAAUACAAUCCUUGCUUUCGGCGUUUGUUCUUUGGCAGGUUGCAUCUUUUUAUACUUUUGCCUGCCAGAAACGAAAGAGCUAACUCUACAAGAGAUCGAAGAAUACUAUAAUGACAGGCGCUCAACAUUGACGUCACAACGUCGACUCAUUUCCAUGCAGGUGUUGAGUAGAAGUGCAACUUCUAGUAGAUCUCUUGAUAAAGUAACUACUGGCAGGACCAAGAAAGGAGAGUCACGAGUUACCUUCCAUAAUGGUCCCAGUGUGAAAUAUGUGUCAAAACAUAAUGAAAAUAAAUAA